Molecule: messenger RNA, 2670 nt
Organism: Carya illinoinensis
Lineage: Eukaryota; Viridiplantae; Streptophyta; Magnoliopsida; Fagales; Juglandaceae
Product: PAN domain-containing protein At5g03700-like
Exons: 1
Coding region: 1590-2537 (315 amino acids)
Source: RefSeq, a predicted model, not a curated record
CUUUCUGCAGAGACAGACCACUGGCCUAAUGAAGCAAGAUAGGCUAUAAAGACUGCGUUUUGUAACGAAGAGUUUGGUUUUUUUUAAUUCUGGGUUCGAAGAAAUUCAAAUGUAUCAUUUUGUUAUGGAUCCGGUGCCCAAUUCCCUUGUAAUAAAAUACAACGUCUUGAUUUUAGUUAACAGAUCCAGAAUUUCAAAACUCAGCGAACAUUGAUUGGCGAUUUACCUACCAACAGUUGAAGGACGAGAUGCAUUACCAAAACUGCUACAGGUACCCGGAGGUUGGGUACCUUUGGAGUAAUCGGCUGAUGUGGCCGAUAUAUAAAAAAUAAAAAAGUAAAAUCAGUCUCUCAAGAAACCCAGCCAAAUCUGCGCCCAAGAAAAUUUUUUAUCCGAUUUUUAUCCCAACUCUUGUACACUCAUAAGAAAAUUUAUCAUCACUUGAAAAAUUCCUUUCCUUUCAUCAUCUUUUCCCGGUUUCCAGGUAACCAAUUAUAUAAUAUUGAACCCUUUACGAAAAUUUCAAGAAGAAAAACUAAAAGAGAAAAAAAUAUUUUACCGUUAUGUUAUUACCGAUCAUGUUGAACUUUGAGGAUAGCAUGAAAAUUUGCAAUAUAAAAUACUCAUUUGUGGUCAUAGAGAAGGUGAUCCACGAGCUGACCGAAGAAAGAGAAAAGAGACAAUCUUCAGGCAGAUUCAAAGAGGAUUAAGUUAUUAACAAAAGCUUCGGGAAUGAGAUAAUAAAGCCUGAUCUCGAAGAGAGAGAAGCUUUCGCAAGAGAAGCAGUUAUUAUGUGAAAAAUCAAUCUUGGAUUUUGUAACAAGGGGACGCAGAUGAAUAAUAAGGCUGAGUUUUUGGAGAAGAAUCGGCAGUUCAAUGUAUCUGAAUAAUUAUCCCAAGCUUUGAUAGGUCAUUAUGUCUUGGAGAGAUUGGAGAUUCCAAGCUACGAGAAGCAGAUUAUUGCUCUGUUUGCUGUGUCUGUGACUAAGGAAAGGGGGGAAGAACUGGUUUACAUGAAAGACACCGUUUCAUUUGAACACGAGGAGGAACGUGUGCGGGGGUUCCUUACCGAGUCCAAAUAGACUUUUUGAUUGAAUAAAGAGCAAUUGGUAAGACUUGAUUCUAUCUUGAAUUUCUAAUACGCCUGGAUUUUGUAUCUUCUGACUUGUCUAUUUCUAAUAACAAUUGUACUGGAUUUUGCGUCACAGUGACAUUUAUUUUUCGAGUAAGACUACGCAUCUACAACUGUACAGCUGCACACUUUGCACACUAUACGCGGCGUCAUUAUUUAUUUAUUUAUUUUUAAUUCCAAACGUGCAUUUUAGAUAUGUAAAAACCUCAUAUUUCGAUUGGUUGAAAGGAAACACAAAAUUUCGAAUUCCUCUUGCGAAACCCCUCCUCCCUCGCCCCAGUCACCUUCCUCCGCCCAGCACCACCGGUGGCGCCGUCUCUCUGCCCAGCAAGACCGAGCGACGCUACUUCAUCCGCACAGAGCCGCCAUUGCCUGGAAAGCAUUGAACGGAGCAAACAGUUGGAGUGCGAAGACCCCCGUCCCUCACUCAAUCUGCAUUAUAUCUUUAUCUCUAGCGAUGAACGCACUCGCCAAAUUGGUGACUCAUCUACGUGAAACUCGGCUCCUCCUUUUCACUGCCUAUAUUCUCUUCACGUCCAUAUGGAAGCAUAUUAGCGCUGGAGCCACCGCCCAGGAGCUUCUCCGAGGCUUCAAAGCCACCCCAGACCCUAAGGUGUCGUCGUUCCAACCUCUCCUUAACGAUUCCACAGGCAAUUUUUCACUCGCUUUCCUCCGAGUCAACAAGAGCCAGCUGGCCCUCGCCGUCCUCCACCUGCCAUCCUCCGAAUCACUCUGGCUCGCCAACCUAACUAAGCUAGCUAGCUGGUCCGAUACCACGCAGCUCUUCUUCAAUGGCAGUCUCGUUAUUUCAGAUCCUCUCUCGAAUGUGUUUUGGUCUACUCGGACCGACGGUGACCUUGUCGCACUCCUCAACUCCUCGAAUCUCCAAAUACAAAAGCUCGACGAGCACCCCUCAGUUAUCUGGCAAAGUUUUGAGUUUCCCACUGAUACCCUCGUUGAGACCCAAAAUUUGACCGCCAACAUGUCUUUGAUUUCAUCGAAUGGGCUUUACUCGAUGCGCUUAGGUUACGACUUUUGGGGCUUAUACACGGACUUUGGAUCGAACUCUGAUCAGAUAUACUGCAAACACACAGCGAUGGAGGCCAAAGCAGAGUUAGUCGAAGGGCAAGGACCGAUUUACGCCGAAGUAAACACAGACAGAUAUCUGGGCAUGUAUCAAAAUGGAAGCAAACCAGUGGGCAUGUAUCAAAAUGAAAGCAAACCAGAGCGACCAGUUUCUCAAGAGUUUCUCAAAAAUCAAAAGGAUGAGGAGAUUCGGGAGGGGGAGUUUGUGCGAGACGAGGGGGACAGUGGGGGAAGACUGCUGGUAUACAGCCUACUGGGGGAUUUCGAGUUCUUGCGUUCGGGAGAGAGGAGGGAACACGGCCUCUGUUUCUCUUUCUGAAAAAUCAAAUGUACGAAAAUGCUGAGGGAGGGAAUGGAAAGCAGAGACAUUCUCGUCAUUAAUGCACGUCACGUAUGGUGUGCGCCCGGCUGCUCUAAACAGGUGCUUCCAAUACUUUUUCUUAUUUUUCAAU